GAGAGCUAUGUAGAGGUAGACGUAGAGACAGACAGCGAGGCCUCCUCAGAACAGGACUACAGCUAUGAGUUCGCCCAGACGGAGGUCAUGAUGAAGACCCUGGGAAACAACGAUCCCAUGCAGAAUGUGGUCCAGGUUUUAGAGAAGCAGUACCUGGAGGAGAAACGCACAGCGCUGGAGGAACAGAGGAUGAUGUAUGAGAGAGAGCUGGAGUCACUACGGCAACAGCUGUCUCCUGAGAGGACCAAUCAGCAUCAGCGAUCCAGCAGCGAUCGCCUCACCUUCCCCACACACACACCAUCACACCACAGCAAGAUACGCCCCUGGACUGAGGAGAGGGACGAGCUGUUUCGUCAGAGUCUGUCCAGGCUGAGGGAGCAGGUUGUCAAGGCCAACACCCUGGUGAGAGAGGCCAACUUCCUGGCAACGGAGAUGAACAAACUGACUGACUACCAGGUCACCCUCCAGAUCCCUGCAGCUAACCUCAGUGCCAACCGCAAGCGUGGAGCCAUAGUGAGUGAACCAGCCAUCCUGGUGAGGUGGAAAGGGAAGGGGACACAGGUCUGGACCAUCGACAAGCUGGACAACAAACUAGUGGACAUGAGAGACCACUACAGAGACUGGAAGGAGGGAGCUGAGGACACGCAUAACAAGCUGAACAACCACAAGCAGCACAGUGAGUCCUUCUAUGAAGCUCAGGAGAACCACAACCUGAUAGGAGUGGCCAACGUCUUUCUGGAGUGUCUGUUCCACGAUAUCAGACUACAGUACGCUGUUCCUAUCAUCAGCCAGCAGGGGGAGGUAGCCGGCAGGCUCCACGUAGAGCUGAUGCGUGUCAGUGGGCCGGUGCCGGACCGGCUGGAGGGGGGAGAUGACUCGUCAGAGAACUCCAGUGAGAGCAGCAUCUACGAUGUGAUGGAUACUCAGGGAGAGAUGGUCCACAUGGCCAGGAAACUCACCUGCAGGGUGCGUAUCAGGGAGGCGACGGGGCUGCCUCUCAACCUGUCCAAUUUCGUCUUCUGCCAGUACACCUUCUGGGAGGGGGUGGAGCCUACGGUGGCCCCGCCCAUGGUCAGCCCAGACACGCCAACCACGCCCCGCAGCCCCGACGCCCAGUUCACCGUCCGCUUCGACCACUGCAAG
Molecule: messenger RNA, 1143 nt
Organism: Oncorhynchus gorbuscha (pink salmon)
Lineage: Eukaryota; Metazoa; Chordata; Actinopteri; Salmoniformes; Salmonidae
Product: kinesin-like protein KIF13A
Exons: 7
Biological process (GO): regulation of protein localization
Cellular component (GO): adherens junction
Molecular function (GO): cell adhesion molecule binding
Source: RefSeq, a predicted model, not a curated record